CUUAGCGAUAACCGUCUCCGGGGUUUUCGGUCCCGGAAUAUUGGGGCGUUGUGGGGAAGCGCAUCCGUACUUUUUGAUCUUGACAGUUGUACCAAUUCUUAUUUAGACUAAUUUCCUCCCCGUUUUGUUUUCAUUUCGGUGUAUCUACACAGGGUCGGGGGUCAGCGUCACCCGUGUGUUACUGUGGUAACGCCCCCUCCCUCCCGAGUGGAGGUUGUUGCGAUCUCGGCUCACGUUCUGUUGCUGUGGUGACCCGUCGGCCCCGCCGGCAGCACGCGCGCCGUUACCGGUUGCCCCCGCACCCGCCAUGGGCCACGGACUCAAGUGCGGGGUGGCCAUCUCCGUCUGCGCCGUCUUCAUGGCUUAUUGGUACCGGCAUCAGGUAGACGACGAGCUGGACUCGCGGCUGGAGACGGUGCUGUCGUCGCUCCUGAAAGCCGAAAGGAAGGUGGACCUGCACCGGCGGCCUCGAGUGGCAGUAGGUUUUGGAGGUUGUCUUGACAUUGUUGCAGAUGGAAUUGCUCUCUUAAAAAAAGCUGGCAUCAAACCAAGCAAGAAUCCAGUGCACCAUAAUUACAUCAUAUCAGAAGAACAGUUGGCAGAAAGCUUUGCAUACUUCUUUCCUGCUGGAGCUGCAUCCGAGCGCUUUAUUUCCAAUGUUACACUGUUUCGUAAACUGGUAAAAGCCACCCAAGGACUCCCUCGAGUACGAUGGUCGUUAGGUGGAAAUGCACCAGUCAUGGCAAAUCGUCUUGCAAAGGAAGGCUGUGAAGUGCUUAUGGGGAGUCGUCUAACACCUGACCUUAUUGCACUUCUUGAAGAGCACAUAACUGUUACAAGCAAGCCAGUAGAUGAAACUGACAUUCAUCUCAUCCUGGAAUAUUCAACUGGUUCCAAAUGGGGAAAGUUAGUGUCAAGAAGAGCAAACAGGUUCAUAGUCCACAGCGACACAUCCAAUCCUGUUUUGGAAUCACUGGAGGACUUUCAGGCUGAACUUAAACAGUUCAAUCCAUCUCUUCUAAUAGUUAGUGGACUUCAAAUGAUGGAUAACUUUCCAUUUAAACCAGGUCAACUUGGAGAGCGACUGAAGUUGCUCAAGGAUCUCAUGUUAUCAGUUGACAGCACCACUAGAAUUCAUUUUGAAAUGGCUUCCUUUGUGGAUGAUACUUUUAUGAACAAUCUUUUUACAAGCAUCAUUACUCAUGUAGACUCCCUAGGAAUGAAUGAACAGGAGUUACCCAACCUGCUGAGUAUGUUAAAGGGGGCCAACAUCACUAUCAUAUCUGAUCCAUAUCCACGAGUGGCAAGUAUACUUGAUCAAAUGCGUGAAGUUUAUCGCAUCUUAAAUUCUCAGGAGAUAACAAGUACACAACGCAAGCUCACGCGGCUGCAUGUUCAUACUCUUGCUUUCCAAGCAAUCAUUAUUGCCAAAGGGUCCUUUUGGAGGAACACCAUGUCAGCAACUGCCAAAGCUUCAUUAACUGCAAAUCGACACGUUUGUGGCUCACCAGAUAUUGAUCCCAACAAAGCCAAGUUGAUCAUGGAUGAUUCUUUUUCUGUGAGCCGUGUGCAAGGGAGUAAGAAAAUUCCACUCAAAGAAAAUCGACCUGUUUCUUGCUGGGAAGAGUACGAUUAUGAGAUCUGUGUUGCUCCGGUGCUGGUAUGUACUGAGGUGUAUCAGACUGUAGGUGGUGGUGACAAUAUUUCUGCAGCCAGCCUGGUUCUUCAGAUCUAGUCAUCUCUCUGGUUCUAAGAGAACUUGCAUGCUUUUUAAUUGUUGCAUUCUACUUUCAUGAACAUGGUUUAUGAAGAUAUUAGCUGCUUGUUUCUUUCAAUCAACAUCCUCUCGCCAUCUUUAAAAAAACUCGGUAGAUCUGCCUGUUGUUUACAUUAUUCUCAUGUAGUCAACAAUCAGGGUUCUAGGCAUUGUUUAAUACACAAGUAAUUAAAUAUCAAUUUUAGAUGAUUUUGUAUAUACCAUUCACUCUCUAGUCCUGAAUAGUUUGGAGAAAGAUCUUGAGCCUUUUCCUCACCUUUUUUGAAUAAUCUUAGCUGAGUAAUUAAGUCAGGACACAUUCCUUGUGGAUCUCAGCAAUUUUUUUUCCAGGGGAAGUGGUGGAAGAAAUAUUCCUAUCUCUAACCAGCACAUCAUUAUGGUGAUUGGUGCAAUGCUAACAAAUCUAUCUUCAGUUCAUAUUUAAGUACUCCGUUGUUGUCAAAAAUUCAUCUGAGAAGUCUGUGAAUUUUCUUAGUGCAAAAUGGUGGUUUUAUCUUCUAAACAGUUUAAGAUGUAUAUCUUGCACUUUUUUCAGAUCCCCAGUGGUGCAUCUGUCAAAUGCUUUUACUGUAGUUUACAAAAUGUGAAGAGUAGACAAGCUUUCACCAUUCUUUCUAGAUUAGUAUUUUGGCCCAAGUCAUCUCAACACUACCAUACAUUUUAAUUUCUGUGGCGACUUAUGAUAGCUGUAGUUUUCAUGGAAAAAUGACAACUGUUUGCAAAAGCAGUAAAAUGAAGUCAUUGGUCUCCCUAACUCCAUUCUAUCAAGUUGUGCCUGAUGCUAACUGAAGCAGCAUCUCCAUAUUAUUAACUCAAUUUCUCUGGGGACACUAAUCAUUGCCUUUCAUAGCAGCUGGAGAUCAGCUAAUUCUCACAACUUAACAACUUAAACACAACCUGUAAUCAUUAAGUAUCUUCCCUUUUGUUCAAUCUAACCACUUAACUGAGCCCUGCAGAUUUCCAUUUAAAACACUUAACUUAAAACUUAAAUCAGAUUUGAAUUAAAAGCCUUGUUAGAGGCUUCUACCAUUCAACUCUUCCAAUGCAGUUCCGUAAAUUUCCUUGCUUGCUGAUUAUUUUCAACAACCAAAAGAUGUAAGAACAUCCUAAAUCAUUAAAAUUAAUAAAAGAAAAUGUACAAAGUUACCAUAGUUAUGUGAAUUCGCAUUCAAUUCGAAAGCUUAAAUUGUGUUUGACAUGUUAUUAAAUUGGGAACAAAAAUAACUGUAUUAAUCUAAGAAAAUAACAUCUUGUAAUAUUUGUAUAGGAAAGGAGCAUGCAAGGAAUUGUUUAAAAAAACAUCUGUGUUGGUGAGGGACAUUUUUUGGAUUAAGUAGUGAUGGAAGAGGAUUUAUUAAUCCAAAUUAAAAUGAAGAAAAUAGACAGGCUAUAAAGUGGCCAUUUCAUCAUAUGAAGCAACAGAUGAAAGCUGUAAAAAUAAAUCUCCUUAGGUCUACAAUGGCUAAAAAGUUCAGUCCUACAAAGAAUUGAAGAGUUUGGGUGGAAAAUUAGGAAAAGCUGGCUUUGAUAAGACUGUGGUGCAGCAUUUCCAAUGAGUUCUGCAGGAACACCCCAAUCAGGCUAUAUUAUUCUAUUUUAAAAUUGUUAUCACUGAAUAUUUUUGCAUCUUAAAUUAAAUCACUAACUCUCCUUGAUAAGUUAUUGAAAUGAGCAUUAAGUAUUAAAAUAUCAAAAACCUUAUACUUUUUGAAAUUGAUACAAGUUCCUUUUCCAAAAAUGGCCAGUAAAGUUCUCAUUGUUUGACAUUAGCUCAGAUUCCAUUUGCCGAUACACAUGAUGAAACUGAUGGCUGCGUCAAUUUCCUUUCAAGCAGGCAAGCAAAGCAAAACCACAGUUGUUGUUAACGAUUUAUUCUUCCUGUCGAGGACUGUUCUGAUUUACAGUCUUUUACUAUCGGAACAGAGGGAAAUUGGUUGAAUUUUUUAAAAUUUAAAGUUUGUGAUAAAUCCAUAAUGUCAAAUGCCUUGAUGUAGUUGUUUGUUGCAGGAGGUUAAGUGAACUUAAAGUAAGCUAUAAUUAUUAUGUUCUCUGGUUGUUAAGAUUCCCAAGUUAUAUUUAUAAUUAUUUUCUGUCACACAAAUAUUUCAAGGAAUGUAAAAUUUAAUGUAAUUUCAACUGUGAUCUUACACAUGUAUUUUCCGGACUUUAUUUUGCCCUGUGAUAAGUAUUUGUGCUUUCUCCUGGUUGGUGGUCUGAAAAUUCAAUAUUGCAAUUACCUGCUUGUCCAGCUUCAGUAACAUCACUGCCAUUAGGUUCUCUGGGAUUCCUAUUACAGGACACCAUAGUGCCAUCUUUAUUAGAUUGGUGAUAAGUACAGUAGUCACUCAGGAGGAUUGCAGAGUCUGAGCCAAUAUUUAAAACUUGUAUGGAGGAAGUGGGUAAAUGGUGUUAAGGCCAAGACCAAAGCAACAAUAAUCUUGUUGAAAUGAUGCAGGAAUGCAGAACCUAAAUGGCUUAUUCUUUUGUUUCCCAAGUUCUAAUGUACUGAUUUCUCCUUAUUCAGGAAAACUUUUUUUUUAGUGUGAUCAGUGAUGUUUUUUUAUUGACAGUGAUGAUUGUAUUUGGAGUUUUGAGGACAUGAAACCUGAAAAAAUCUUUUUCCUUAAUUUGUUUUAGUCAAACAGCAAUGCAAUUUAAAGUUCAAAUCCAUUUCUCAGUCUGUGUGAAAUUUUCUUUGGUGAUUCAGAUUAACUCAAAUUGAGAUUAUACUGAUUCGGAGCAAUAUAAUUAUUACAUAUUAUUUUCCACCCCACCACCACAAGCUAACUAUUAAAUAAAAUUUCAGACCGGAGUUGAUUUAGAGUUGGAGCAAGCUAUAAAUGGUAUAGAGGUAUAGAUAAUGAUGUAGUGAGAUGGUGUAAUAUUAUUUACGUACACUGUAUUAGUGUAUUAAGCUCGUUAGGAUAGAGUAAUAGAGAUAAUGGGUAAAGAAAACAAAGAUUAACCUAAGUGAGCACAAUCAUUUUAUGACAAAUCUUUAAGUGGCAUGCAGCCAAUAUUAUCAUUGUGCCCCUUUGGAAUUUGAGCUGUGAGGUCGCAUUGAUACAGUACUGGAAAAUUCACUAUUCUGGUAAGUGGACUUGCUAGAUUCAACAACUGUUGAGCACCAUGUGUACAUCAUUUGUUGUUACUCGUGAGGUUUUCGUUGUGCUGUCAAAUAAGUAUAUAAAAUCAUUACCCGUGGCUUCCACAUUCCCCCUUUGACUACCAUUCAAAUAUAUGCAAAUUUUUGUUUUGUAAUAAUUAACUCAGGACUAGUUUCAAAGAAACCAAUAGGCAAUGAAGGUUUUUGCUUGUGUUAUCACAAAAGACUUAUAUGAUUAGAAACCGGUGCAAGAUUGCUACAAACAAUUUUGAAAUGCUCAGAUUUCUCAUGCAGUAAAAGUAACAGUUGCAAACUCAAUUUGUGCAUUUUCCAAUGUUUCUUUCACUAAAUGCAGUGAAUAUGUAAAAGACCCUCUCCAUCUAGUAUGCAUGGUACCAAGAAUGAAAAUGUGUAUUUUGUUUUCAAUGAAAAGUGAGCCUUGUGGAUGUGAAGUUUAGAAAUAACCUUCUUUUAAAGCUUUGUUUUUUUCCCUUAUUUGUUGAAGUGCAAAUUGUUCUGAACUGUCUAUUGCUAGUUAGCUUAUCAUUGAAUUCUUUCCAACUUACUGCAGUAAUUGAUUUCCAAUGAUCCAUUCAUUCUACUGCCUCUGGAUUGAACAUUUAUUUUUACUGAAAACAGACCAAUACCGUCCGUACAAAAAGAAUGUAUUCAAAAUACAAAUAGCUCGAGGAACAGAAUCUCAUCUUCCAUUAAGAUUCAACAUUGACAUCAAUAAUAUUUAGAUGGCUAAGCCUUUCAAAAUGGUAGCUGAAGUGGCUCAUAAACCUAACUCUUUACCUCUCUGCAGAUGCUGCCAGACCUGCUGGUUAUUUCAAGCAUUCACUCUUUGAAAUCUCAGUUUCAGCAGGUUUCACCACCACCACCCCCCCGCCCCAUCCUCAUUCAUACCUUCUAAUUAGAUAAUUUCCAAUUAAUAAGCAUUCUACCUGACCUGCUGGCAACACCACCUUUUGAAAUACUCUAAUUUAUUCUCCGUCCUAUUACAACCUUCUCUUUUUCUCAGCAGCAUUAAAUCAAGUUGAUUUUCUGGCUCUUUCUAAUUCUGAAGAAAUGCUAUUAACCUUCGGUGUUGAUUGUUUUUCCCCUCCACAGAUGCUGCCAGACCUGCUAAAUAUUCUUUUCCAUUUCAGAGUUUGCUUUUCCUUUAUCUCAUGAUUACUAAUCAGAUCUUCAGAUUUACUUUGCUGGGGGGAGGAGAAAUUAUUCUAGUAGUUUCUCUAAUACUAUAAUACAUUCCAGCUUGUCAACAGCAGGCAGUGAAUCUUCUAAAAUUAUCAAGCUUGCUCUAGUGCACAUAAGCUCAAUAGUUGCUUAUUCUUCAGCCAGGUACUGAAUUAUUGCCCAGUGACCGAGGAUCUGAAACAUUGAGGUACCCUAUUACGCUUCUUGAAUAAAGGAUAUUUGAGCUCAGAGUUCAGUUGAAACCACUAAAUAAACUCAAAUUUCCUUCUCUAAAAUAGGAUAGCCAGAAGACAGUAAGGCAUACUGUUUUUAUGAUUGAUAAAGGCUGAAUGUUGGGAAAUUCUUUGGAAGAAUUACAACUUUAAAAAAAAUGUGAAUUUGUUUCUUGGCAUGAUAAAAAUUGUGAAUUAAUUACAAACUGUUAGCCGUCAUUAAAUGUUCUUGUUUUGAUUCUUCUCAUUUGAGAUAUUGUACUUAUUUUAUUGUACAAGAAUUUCUUUCCAAUAAAAUACUGAAUUUUUUAUUGUUUACUUUUUAAACUGUAGAUGAGUAAUUUCUGGACAAUUUGCAUGGUAUUGUGACACUCUUGCUUUCACAAUUUUUAAAAUUUGGUGACUGAGAUGCUGGUAAAAAUUUGUCAUUAGAAACCUAGCUACACUUGCAGGUACACAAUUCUGAGAUAGGAAGAAGCUACCAUGGGGAGAAAAGGAUAUAGGUUUAAGGAACUAAGUAAGAGGUUUUGAAACUACCUGAGGAAGAAUUUCUUUUUUUCCACCCAGAGAACCAUAAUGGAGAUUUUUUUCCAGAAAUUUGAUCCAUCAGUACUUUUAUCAAUACACAGGAGGGGUAUCAAAGACCAAAGCAGUGAUGCCCUUUAGAAUUCUGGUGACUGGAUGGAUCUUGAAGGUCUCCGUGAUUGUUUCCCCAUCUCUCACUGUUCUUGGUUCCUUCAACAAAUGAGGCACACUUUCAUGCAGAACAUUAAAUGAUGAGCAAAAAGCUUCCUUUGCUUUUGAGCUAAAGUAAUUCAAAAGUCAUCACUGCUGAUCUGGGAGAGCCAUAACCAGACAUUAAGGGUGGGAUCCAGUACCAGAAUGACAGUGCUUGGUUUUUAAAAUCUGAUCUAUUUAAGGAAUACAUAGCAAUACCAAUCUGAGGUAGAAGAACUAAAUGAGAAGGUGAUUAUUGGCUGAAUGGUUCUACUUUUUUCCAGAGGAUAAGCUUAUCAAAUAGAAUUCUGGAGGUACUGACAAAUUAGUUGAGUUUCAGUAAGUGAGCCACAAAGGUAGCACUCAUUCUGGCAAAUGAAUUGGAUCUCCUGAAGGAUCAUUCACACUUAACAAUUUCUGAACUGACUGAGGUUCUUGUCCUAAAAGAGUGAGAAUUCUAAUCUAAAGAUUCUAAGAAAUCUAACAACUUGUGUGCCAAACUGUAAUUGCAGUAUACCUACUUAUUUCAGUUUUCCUUGCACUCCCUCAUCUUGGUUAGAUGGUUUCUUGAUCUCUGUGAAGAUGAAGUACCUGUUGGCAAUAUUAUAGUCCAUUGGGGGGGAGGGGUCUAAAUGAGAAAGGGAAAAUAAAGCAGAUUUUUACCAUGUUCUUUAAUUCCAUUCUUAAAUAUAUUAAGGUUUCAUGAAAAUUCCACUAAGUUCAGAACCACUGUUCCAAAUUUCUAUGCUUAAAGUCUUUUUCUUUGCAACAUCAUUAACAGUGUCAGCACCACUGUUGAGGAAGACUAUAUCUCAGAAACUAUAUUCUGCACCUGCUGGAAAUCUUUAGAAACAGCCAAUGUUGGGGAAAUCGUGUCAGGCAGCAUCGAUGGAGGGAAAUAAACCAUUGACAUUUUGGGCUGAAAUUCUCCAUCGGGACCAGAAAAGGAAGGGAACCGAAGCCAUAAUAAAGUGGUGUGGGGAGGGGGAAAAGAAGUACAGCUAAGAUAGGGGUGUGUGGUGGUAAGUGGAAGAGCUGUAGGAGGAACAUGAUAGGAGAGGACAGUGGACCAUGGAAUGAAGGGAAAGAGGUAGGGAAGCUGAAGGGAAUAAUGAGCUGGGAGGCCAAAGGAAGAGAGUGCCACCAAAAUGGGAGAAAUGCAGAGGAGAGGAGAAGAUGGCAGCGCGACACAGCGCGCAGCAGCCACUCUGGUGAUGAAUAUCUGUUAUCUGUCAAGUAGGGGGCCGUGCACAAUCCUGAUUUGAUGGAGGCAGAUGUGACAGCAUGGAGGAACAUCUGGUGAAACUUCUGAAAUGCCUGUUUUGCUGCCGCUGCUACUGUGUGAUCCAGAAUCUCUGGAGGGGAAGGCCCCGAGUCCUUGGCUUUGCUUGUCGCUCGGCGGCCGGGGCGGGGUCGAAGCGCUCGGUAGAGAUGGUGCUCAGUGUCGGAUGGGUGGUCGGAGGCUUGAAGUUUUCAGAUGGACUCAAAGUCGGCUGUGGUCAGGUGCUUCCAAUGGUGUUGCAUCGGCAAGUUUGCAGUGCUGGAGGUUCAUAGCAGGCAGAGGUUCUCCCUUCUACCGUCUGCAUGAGAUGAUGGCCUAUCUGGACGUUGAGACUUUUUUUAUCGUGCCUAUGGUCUGCUCUUUAUCAAAUUACGGUAUUGCUUUGCACUGUUGUAACUAAUUAUGUGGUUUUUUGUCAGUUUUAGUCUUGGUCUGUCCGGUGUUUCUGUGAUAUCAUACUGGAGGAACAUUGUAUUAUUUCUUAAUGCAUAUAUUUCUAAAUGACAAUAAACGAGGACUGAGUGUCCUCAUAAUCUAAAAAACAAAAACAGGGAGGGGGCAUGUAAAAAUAGAGUGGACUGGUUACAGGAACUUAGAGAAAUCAAUGUUCAUGCCGUCAGGUUGGAGGUAACCCAAACAAAAUAUGAUGUAUUUCUCCUCCAACCUGUGUUUAGCUUCAUCAUAGCAGAAGAGGCCCUAGACGUAUUGGUGCAGGAAUGACAGAUUGAACUGAAAUGGGUGGCCACCAGCACAUGCUAUCUGUUGUGGCAGACAGAACAAAGAUUCUUGACGAAGCAAGUCAGUGUUGGGACUCACCGAUGUACAGGUGGGAACAAUGG
Molecule: messenger RNA, 9136 nt
Organism: Mobula hypostoma (lesser devil ray)
Lineage: Eukaryota; Metazoa; Chordata; Chondrichthyes; Myliobatiformes; Myliobatidae
Gene: adpgk2
Product: ADP-dependent glucokinase 2
Exons: 6
Coding region: 308-1735 (475 amino acids)
Biological process (GO): glucose metabolic process
Cellular component (GO): endoplasmic reticulum
Molecular function (GO): ADP-specific glucokinase activity
Source: RefSeq, a predicted model, not a curated record